UGCCAAGAUCAACAAACGAGGAAGCGAAGUCAUGAAGUUCACAUGAAUGACUGAAACUGAAAAAGAAAGCAACGAAAGCAUAAUAUGUCAAACAUUCAAAUGGCAAAGCAGAGGUUCUACAGCUGGAUGAAGAAUGGAUAGAGAGCCCAAUAUUAAACAAAAGAAAAUGUUAGGCCAGACAACCAUGCCAUCUGUGUCUGAACUUCUGCUCAAGUUCAAGCAAAAUGAAGAAACCAGUGGCAGUCCAGCCAUAAAGAAGACUCCACCUUCUCCUUCAGGAUUCAAGCCAGCUAUAACUUCAACUGUUAAUAAAGGUAACAGCAGACCCAGCAAUCCAUAUGUACCGUUUAGAAAGCAGUCAAAUACAAAUGAAGACUUAGAGGGUGGGGACAUAAAGCCAAGUGAAAGAGCAAAGUCAAAGAUAGUUCUCAAACCUGCAUUAAUGAAUAUAGAUAAACCAAAGGAAAAAUUACAGAAAAUGUCAGAUACUGUCCAGGUCAGCAAGCAAGAUUCCAGUAAUAGACCAGAACCAAUGAAGCUCAAAUUACAGGGACUUCAGGCAACUGAUGAUGACAGUGCUGUGCCAGCAACAGUCAGUGGUAACUUUGUUCCCUGGAGUGCAAUGAUAUUCACAAGAAAUUCAGGUAGUAACAUAUCCGUAAGAGGAGUGAAAAACAUUGUAGCUAGAAGAAGUCAGCUGUUUGACCCAGGGGCUGAUCCAGUAAAACAAGGACAAAAGAUGGGUGGCAGGCAAGAAUAUAAAAAUCCAACUCCCACUAAACCAAGCCCUUCAAAUAAUCCUGUGGUUCUUACAGAAAAAUCUGAGGUUAAACUAAGGAAGAAAACAGCUAAUGUUGACAGUAGAUCAGUGAAGGCAAAGUCAAUGUUGUUUGAAAACUCUGGAGAACACCAGUUGACAUACCCGAUGUCAAAUGACAGAGCUUCUUGGCGUCAUAGCUGGGGGUCAGACAUCAUAACAAACUCUGGAGAAUUGUCCCAUAGACAAUCCAGAGAUAUUAUCUUGGAUAAAACUCCUUUAAAACCAAGGGCAGCAAGUGACACCCAAGCUGUUUUGAUAAACCAUCAAGACACCCUGAAAGAAACACAGCAACCUAUUUCUGCAAUUUCUGUUAAACAUUUGCCAACUUUUGAUCAGAAAGAAAAUGACCCCUCGAUUAUUGAAAGCAAGAAAGUGGAAAAGGUCUCUACUCAUAAAUUGACACCUGAGAACGAUACUCCAGAAAUAAAAGAUUCAACUUAUUCAUUAGGGAAGAUGAGUAAUGUCAAGAAUAUUAUAUCUUCAUGCAAUGGGAAGACAUUGGAAGUACCUCACAGUACAGCAAAACCAAUGGCCCCACCCCCUAAGCCUCCCAGAACAUUUGAACAUGAUAACUACAAAAUGAAAAGCUAUCUUUCCCUAAAACCAGACCCUGUUAGUCACACCAGUGCAUCAGACCAUGAGUAUGAAGAAAUAGAAGAAUAUACAGGGGACAAUACUGCUGUAUUCCACCACAAUAACCGACCUCUUCCAGUACCUCCCCCAAGACCCCCUCUCCUGCAAAGACACCAAGGAACCAAGAGAGAUCGGUUUAGCAUAGAAAUAGUAAACAGUCAAGAAAAAAGCAUUGCUAACAAGUCCCCAGGCAGGGAGAGACAUCGAAAUGUUAAGGAAGAAUGGAAGCCAAUUCACCUCAGCAAGCCUGAUAGAGAUGACAGUUUAAAACGCUAUGCAAGUGAUGAGUUUAUAUAUUCAGAGCCCCAGCUAGAACCAAUAGUGGAUUCCUACAUCUCAGGGAGUCCAUUCUAUGUAGAUCCAAUGGAACAUAUGAGUAUACAGUCAGGGGAGGCAAUGAAAGGGGAGUGUGGUUUGGUAGACAGACAGGUGAAGCUGGAUAAGUCUGGAUAUGCCAUCCCAGAGAGCAACACCCAUGUAGCACUGAAAGGGUCCCGCAGUUUGGAGAAUAAUGUGGUGAGAAGAAAUUCUAGCAGAUUGAAGGAGAGAAGGGCAAAAUUACCAGAUCCAAUGGAGAAUGAAAAAUUGUUCUUUAAGAAUAUGCACAACUAUAAUGGGACAGAUGCUCCAGUGAUGCGAAGAAAACUACCUCAGGUAAAGCAAAAGGUACGCCAAGCCUUUUCCAUUCUACGCAGGGCUGUGAAGUCUGGUAUAGAUGACGACCAAGAAGAGGAGCACAUCUAUGAUGAGGCACUGUCUGAUGAUACUGACAGUAUUUAUGAUGAGCAGGAAGUCCAGAAGAAGCUCACUUAUGUUCUUAGUCUCAAGGAAAAGAAGUAUGCAACUCUUGAGAGAACUAAAGAAUUUCAGGAGAAAAUUUACCCCCAGUUAUUUGAGUAUGCCAUGAUUGUGGAACUCCAGCCUGGAGCAGAUGGCAUGAUGAGACCAUGUGUGACAUACAGAUUUCCUCCCACAGUGGAAGAGAGAGCAGCUAUUCCUCAGUUUUGUUUCCCAGAUGCCCAGCAAAUGAAACCAAUGCUUCAGUAUGAAAGGUGUGACUUUGAAUUCUCAUGGAUCUUAGCCGUUGAGAGCUUUUCAUUUGUCUUAACUAGUGAAGAUGGAACACGGGACUAUGGUUUUUGUAGGAGAGUUCUGCCCCCAGGGAGUGAACCCAGGUUGCCUGUAGUGUACUGUAUAAUAAGUCCUCUUGGAGCCUUUGGUCUGUACACUCAGCUUCUGGAAGUUAUGGACAUAAUUCACUCUACUCAGCAAGAUUCACGUAGUGGAGUAACAGAAUUUAUUCAAGCAGCCUUUGGUAAACCUUUACCUAGCCCAGGGAAACUUAUAAGGAUUAGACACAUGGAUGAAAAUGGAGAAAUUGAAACACUUGAGCUGAAGAGAAGAUCAGACAACAGAUUAGAACAUGUGAAUUAUAAUAGCCUGUUCCAACACCUUGGCAUUCUUGAAGUGGUGAAGGUAUUUGCCUCAGUAUUACUGGAAAGGAGAAUUUUGUUCUGUGCCAAUAAAUUGAGUACAUUGACAGCAUGUGUGCAGGCCAUCACUGCGUUACUGUACCCAUUCACCUGGCAGCACACCUAUAUCUCUGUGUUACCUGAUGGUCUGAUUGACAUCUGCUGCAGUCCCACUCCAUACAUAAUAGGCAUUUUGUCUGCAUUCAAGGAUCAAUUGGAUGACUUGCCACUGGAAGAGGUUCUUAUUGUUGAUUUGGACAGUGGGCACCUGGAAAAUGCAAUAGGUGAUGAAGAAAAGAUUCUGCCAAAAAAAUGUCAAAAGGCCCUGAUCAUGGCUCUUGAAAUGGGCAAAGAAGAUGUAGAAAUAGCCAGCAAUUUGAUGAUCUCGGAAUCAUUCAUGCGUUUCUUUGUGGAAACAGUUGGUCAUUUUGAGGACCACAUUGGGCAACAGCAGGAUGGAGAGGUGUCAUUGCAGAAAGAAGCUUUCUCCAGAGCAGCCGAUUCUAAGACUUUGAGGAUGUUUCUAAGAUGGUUCUGUGAGACACAGCUGUUUGAAGUAUUUGUCAGACAGCAGGAAGAGGAACAGAGUGAAUUCAGUUUGUUUAAAACACGGAUUGCAGAAUACAAGAAAGAACUUGAGGAAAUGGGACCUUCUUUCAGAGAUAAUGUGAAAGAUUUUGGGAAUAAAGUAAAAAAUUUAGGGAAGCACAUCAAAAAGGCAUUUGUCCGUCAGAGUUCCGAAAAUUAAAUUUGCUCAACCAGGUCUUUGAGUCUUGGAUGUCUGGUCAGGCUGAAAAGAUGCAGGAGAACAAAAAUAAUUAAAAUUUAUGUAUAUAGGUCCUAACAGUGACUGAUGUCUUGGUACAUGAUAGUUUUGUUUAAGCUGUGUGCAUUCCAGUUUAAACUCAUUUCAAAAUAUCAAACUGGAAAAAGGUUAUUUAAAAAAAAUGAAUAAAUAAAAAGGCAGUUUGAUGUGAAGUUAAUAUAGAGAUUUAUUCAUCGUGUUAGUGAGCUGUGAAACGUUGUAAAUAAAUGACAGGGUACUUAAUAUAUGCGUGAAGCUAGAAUAUAUAAGCUAAAUAGAGGAUCAAUUGUACAGAAAUAAACACCUUCCAGCAUAAGGUAUUAUACAUCCAAGUAGUUUCAUUUCGAGUCAAUGGUCCCCUUGUUAAAUGUAAAUAUUAAUGAUGUAAAGUCUCAAUUGUUUAUUAUUUCUUUUUUAAAAAUGCAUUCCAGUAUUCCAGGUUGUUACAUAAUCAAGUUUAUGUCAUAAGAUCAGACCGUGCAGUCAAAUUGAUAGCAGUGUGGUGCAAGUUCCUUUAUGUCUCCUCCAUCCCAAACUUCCCUUUAUUAAACUGUAUAAUUAGAUAAAUGAUGUCUAUCUUUUACAUAGACUGCAUACCAGCACAUCUCCUGAUAGGAUGUGUAGGCGAAUAUUUAUUCAAAUAGCAUAAAUAAUUUCAGAUUAAUUUUAUUUUCAAUCUUUUAUUGAAUGUUUGUUGAUCACUGUUACAGGAAUGUAAUCAUAUGUAUAACAUGUUAUUGAUAUUAUGAGAUUUAUUUUUUCUGUUAAGGUCAAAAAUAUUUAAAUUUGUUUUAGAGUAAACAAGAGCUUUUUUUAAAUACUGACAUGCCAUAAAAACAUUACUUGAUAACCAGGGGCAAAGUGUUGCUUUUGUCAUAUGUAUAAAUAGAUUGAAAGCUCAAAAAAGCAUUUGUAUUUAAAUAACAUAGAGCAAUCUGUAUGUUCAUUCAGUCUGUAGCAUGUGCAAGAAAGGUUUUCUAUUGACAAUCUUUUGUUUACAAUAUUAUCAAUCCAGUUCAUAGAAUAAUGAAAACAGCAGGUUUUGUCUAUUUAUUGUUAACAUGGAUUUAAAAAUAUUAAAAAAUUGACAUUAAGUUGACUGUGUAUAUUUGGUAGAUAGCAUGCUUUCAAGUCAAUGUAGUAUUGAAAUAUUUUUGUGAAAAUCAAUUAUAUUGCUUUGCAUAAAAUCAUGUUUGCCAAAUAUAUAGUUGUACACAAAUUAAAUUGUACUUCCUUUAGCUAGUGUUUACCUAUAUUAUAGAUGUGCUUGCACGGUUGAAAGAAAUUUCAAUGUUCCAAUGCAGGUGCAUUUAUUGAAUGGGCAUUCCUUGUGCAGAUCUAAGAAAUAUUAGUAAUUCACUUUGUGCCCCAAUGAAUGAGAUUAAUUUCAUAAUGGAAAUGAAUUGGCAGAUAGUGUAUUAAAUGAUAAAAAUCUGUGUACUCAUAUGAUAUUAGCACAAGGUAUAAGAUAAUGACUGAUCUUUUCAAUGGGCAAAUAUUAUCAACUUUUCAGAUACAUAAUUUUAUAAUAACAAAAUUAUAUUUCUGUAUAGCAUUUGUGAUGCUUUUACUGCAUAGAAUAUGUUUAUAGAAUAACCUGCUUUUAAAUUUGGUUGCUACCACUCAGUAAAUGUGAUUUUAAGAAAUUAUGACGUAAAAAAUACAGUAUCUGUAAAAUUCACAAUUUUUCUCAAUUGAAAAGAGAGUAAUUAGUGUAACUUUUGGAAAACUGAUGCAAAAUCAUAAUUCCUCUCUUUGACAGUUUAUGUUAUUAUUUGCAUAAUUAAGCAAUGUGUCAUAAGAUAAACACUUCACACUUACACUACGUACUUCAGAAAACUUGGAUCAGUUCAUCAGAAUGAAUAGAUGGAAUAAAUAACCAAAGAUAAUGAGCAGUUCAUCAGAAUGAAUAGAUAGAAUAAUAGAUAGAAUAAAUAACCAAAGAUAAUGAAGAUGGAUUCAAUAUUUCUUGAAAGCAGUCACUUUUGAAUUUAAACAUUCAUGCAAUAGAAAGAAACGGGCAAAGCAUAACAAAUUAUCCAGAGCUAACAUACAAUUGUACUUAAGCUGGUCUUAAACAUAGUAGUUUAAUAAAGGAUGCAAACCCUUU
Lingula anatina is the source of this 5840-nucleotide messenger RNA. RefSeq lists its product as uncharacterized. NCBI's taxonomy places the organism in Eukaryota, Metazoa, Brachiopoda, Lingulata, Lingulida, Lingulidae. The record is from RefSeq and is a predicted model, not a curated record.